Batrachochytrium dendrobatidis JAM81 is the source of this 1421-nucleotide messenger RNA. RefSeq lists its product as uncharacterized. The transcript has 7 exons. Gene Ontology annotation, biological process: biosynthetic process; L-aspartate catabolic process. NCBI's taxonomy places the organism in Eukaryota, Fungi, Chytridiomycota, Chytridiomycetes, Rhizophydiales. Gene Ontology annotation, molecular function: pyridoxal phosphate binding; L-aspartate:2-oxoglutarate transaminase activity. Bases 49 to 1332 code for a protein of 427 amino acids. The record is from RefSeq and is a predicted model, not a curated record. Gene Ontology annotation, cellular component: mitochondrion.
GCACGGAUCAUUCGUUCUAGCACCUCUUCUCGCUCUGUCUCAUUUGGAAUGCUGGGACGCUCUGUCUCCAUUCCUGCCACUCUAUCACGGCCUCAUAUUAGACCUGUCUCGGCUACUCUCUCUACCUGGUCCAAUGUCCCUAUGGGUCCUCCCGAUGCUAUUCUGGGAGUAACUGAGGCCUUCAAGGCAGAUACCAACCCCAAAAAAAUGAAUCUGGGUGUAGGCGCUUACCGUGACGACAGGAAUAUGCCAUAUGUGCUCCCCUCUGUUCUUCUGGCUGAUGAAAAAAUCUUUAAAAUAGCCAUGAAUAAAGAGUAUCUUGGAAUUUCCGGUGAUGCCGAGUUCAACCAACUAUCUGCCGAACUUGCUUAUGGAAAAGAUUGCAAGUCACUCAAGGAUGGCUUGAUCUCCACUGCUCAAUCCAUUUCUGGCACUGGUGCACUUCGUAUUGGAGGCAUUUUCCUUAGCCGCUAUUUUCAGGGUGCAGGUGGCAAAAAGAUUUACAUUCCCAACCCCAGCUGGGGAAACCAUACACCCAUAUUCAAGGACUCUGGUCUUGAAGUUGGUCAGUAUCGCUACUUUGACAAAUCCACAAAUGGUCUUGAUUUCAAGGGCAUGUGCGAAGAUCUCAACAAAAUCCCCAGCGGAUCUAUAGUUCUUUUUCAUGCCUGUGCGCACAAUCCCACAGGUGUCGAUCCUUCUCAGGAACAAUGGAUAGAACUUGGAAAGAUUGCCAAGGCCAAAAAUAUUACCCCUUUCUUUGACAUGGCUUAUCAAGGCUUUGCAUCCGGCGACACUAACGUAGAUGCUUUUGCCGUUCGCCACUUUGUUGCUCAAGGUCACAAGAUUCUGCUUGCUCAAUCCUUUUCCAAAAACAUGGGUCUCUAUGGUGAACGUGUUGGUCUUUUCUCUGUUAUUUCCGACUCUGCGGAAGAAGCCAAGCGUGUUGAUUCCCAAAUCAAAAUCAUCAUUCGUCCUCUUUAUUCUAAUCCACCUUUGAGUGGACCUCGUAUUGUCAAUGAGAUUCUCAAAAAUCCCAAACUCAGCAAGCAAUGGAGAGGCGAAGUCAAGGGAAUGGCAGAUCGUAUUAUUUCUAUGCGUGCUCAGCUUCGUGGACACCUUGAGGACACAUUUAAAUCCAAGCACUCGUGGGCUCACGUCACUUCUCAGAUUGGCAUGUUUUGUUUUUCUGGAAUGACACCCGAGCAAGUCGAUCGCAUUCGCAAGGACUACUCUGUGUACCUAACUCGUGAUGGUCGUAUCUCCAUUGCAGGCAUCACAAGUGGUAACGUUAAAUACCUUGCCGAGGCUAUUCAUGAGGUUACGAAAUAAAUCGAUAAACUCGACACUAUUGCCAGUUGACAAGAAUUGCAAUGUUUGGUGCUGCAUAUUGAUCUACAAUAAAAUCGAAUCAAACUGCA